AUGGGACAAUCUCAGACGCGUCCCACUCAAGGUGUCCCUUUUGGGGCUAUGCCACCUUCUCCUAGAACGGUGUGCGCUUUUCGGAUAGCUGAACCGUGUCAGAGGUUCUGCUGCCACCACCCGCACUUCAGCUUUCCCGAAAGAGCUAUGAGCUACUCACCCCCUUACUCACCGAGUCUCUUCAAGAGGCCAGAUCGGCGCACGGAGAUGUUCGCCAAAACGCCAAUGGAGGUAGCCGUCUACCAGUUGCAUAACUUCUCCAUCUCGUUCUUCUCCUCGCUGCUCGGAGGAGACGUCGUCUCGGUCAAACUCGACAACAGUGCCUCUGGUGCUAGCGUGGUGGCUAUUGACAACAAGAUCGAGCAGGCCAUGGAUCUUGUCAAGAACCACCUGAUGUACGCAGUGCGUGAGGAGGUGGAGAUCCUCAAGGAGCAGAUCAAAGAGCUGGCGGAGAAGAACAACCAGCUGGAGCGGGAGAACUACCUGCUGAAGAACCUGGCCAGUCCAGAGCAGCUGGAGAAGUUCCAGUCUCGCAUCCCGACAGACGUGCUGCUGCCCCUGGACAAUCAGAGCGUCCAGAUGGCCGCAGAGCAGCAGCAUCAGCAGCAGCAGCAGACCUGCAGCCACAGCUCUGGCUCUGCUGUAUAA
Menidia menidia (Atlantic silverside) is the source of this 648-nucleotide messenger RNA. NCBI's taxonomy places the organism in Eukaryota, Metazoa, Chordata, Actinopteri, Atheriniformes, Atherinopsidae. The record is from the annotation of a GenBank genome assembly.